AGACCAACCCAACUGGCACUUUAUGCUAACUCGAUUGCUGUACAUGACGACAAAAUUAGUCUAAGAUUUCCCUCUGAUUUAUCUUUUGUUCUUUCCCCCCGAUUCUUUAAAAACCACUCUCAAUAUACACACAUUUUACUCACACCCAUCUCAAUUCACAAAUUAACAACAUUUCUUCUUUUUGUUCGUUCGUUCCUUCUUGAUUAAAUUAGAAAAAAACCCAAAAAAUGGAACAAGUUUUUGGUUCAGAAAGCAGCAGUGGAUGUGAAUCUGGGUGGACUCUGUACUUGGAACAUUCUCAAAAAAGCCACAAGAAUGAAGAUGAUUUCGUUUGUAAAAACGCUUCAUUUUCAUAUGAAGUUGAUGAAGAACAAGAAGAAGAAGAAGACAUGUCAAUGGUCUCAGAUGCAUCCUCUGGGCCACAACAUUUUCCAGAACAAGAAGAUGAAUGCUUCAAAUUCAACAAUGGCGGUGCUUACACAAACGGGAAAACGCGAAAGAAUUUGAAUAUUCCUAAAGAAUCACAACAGAAACCUUCUUUUCUGGAUGAUACCGCCAGUUCCCCCUUCUUCAACUUCUCAAAUAACAAUCUAACAGUGCCCACCAACAAAGCUAGUUCAAAUGAUAUUAUAGACUACUCGCAGGGCUACUCCACAACCUACUUUAAGGAAGAAUCUGCAUUUGAAGACCACUUGGGCUUUUUCCACCCUAUCUCUGGUGCUCAGCUUCAACAAAACCAAUGGUUAGAAGACAAGAGGUGGGCUUGAAGCUUCAAGAACUGACCGGCAUGGUUUAGGAAUUCAGAUCCAAAAAGAGAGAUCUUGUUCCUGUUUUCCCCUUCCUUUUUCAAUUUUUUAUAUUUUUUAGAUUUUAAAUUUGUUAAUUGCAAUGAAAACGGGGAAAAGGUUUCUGUGCUCAUCAGAAAUUACUUUUCUUAUUUCUCCAACUCUAGUUCCUAGAGUAAAAUCUUGAAUCAUCUUGAAUGUUUAUUUGAUAAAGGUUUGCGUGUGAAAAGGUUGUUCAUAAAAAAUAAA
Messenger RNA from Helianthus annuus (common sunflower), 1034 nucleotides. Its product is annotated as protein SOB FIVE-LIKE 6. NCBI's taxonomy places the organism in Eukaryota, Viridiplantae, Streptophyta, Magnoliopsida, Asterales, Asteraceae. Gene Ontology annotation, biological process: cytokinin biosynthetic process. The record is from RefSeq and is a predicted model, not a curated record. The transcript is spliced from 4 exons. Bases 228 to 767 code for a protein of 179 amino acids.